GGAAAGUCAUCAUCCCUUAAAAAAAAAGAAUUAUUUGUGCUUAUAUAUGAUGUGUAGAGCGUGAAUCGCGAAAAAAAAAGUAUACAAAGUAUAGGCAAUUUUAUAUACGGAUUACGGAUAUUCAAAUGCAAAAAUAGUAGUCUAUUGGUGACCUAUUACAAGUACCAGAUGAGAUUCAUAACCAACGAUCAUGUGAUGUAAAAGAUGGACCAGAUUGUACAGAUUGUUUCAGGACACUCACCAUUUCAAUUCAUUACACCACCACCGUCUCAUUCAACAUUUGCCGAACACCCAGCGCCAGUACGCAACGUUAAGCGACGACUUACUUUUCACGCAUUUUACAUCAAUAUUUGUGAUUAUCACAUCUUUCGUAAAACUAUGCCGUGGUUUAGCGAGGAUAGCUAUAAUAGAGUUCUUGCAGCAACACAUCUAGAAGAUUCCCAACCUGAUUUUUUUUAUUCACCUGCGAGGACGUUUAUAUAUCGGGUUWAUAGACCGCCACAAAGAUCAAUUACCCCAAGACCCAUUACUCCAGAGUUUGUUGGCGAUUUCGAUCAGUGUGAUGCACAACGGAUUGUGUACUCCCCGUGGAGCCCUCCUGCAUUACGGGACUCAGCCUUCGGAUAUUCAGAGWUGACUCCAUCCGAGGAUAGUGCUAAUCUUCUCAUAGCAAGAGUUACAAAUUGAAAAUAAUAAUUGGUAUAGAGCAUUAUCAUCAGUUAU
This is a messenger RNA of Diuraphis noxia (Russian wheat aphid), 723 nucleotides long. RefSeq lists its product as uncharacterized. NCBI's taxonomy places the organism in Eukaryota, Metazoa, Arthropoda, Insecta, Hemiptera, Aphididae. The record is from RefSeq and is a predicted model, not a curated record.